GUGUUGACGUCAGGCCGCGUGUGCGGACGUGUUGACGUAGGGCCAGCCAGGCUGGUGAGGCGACGCCGGUUGCGCUGAGUGUGCGUGGACGCUGCAGGAUGUUUCGGAGGAAGCUGGCCGCCUUAGAGUACCACAACAGCGGCGUGUUUGACUGCAAAGAUGAGGUGGGCUUCAGGAAUUUAAUAGUGUGGCUUGAAGAUCAGAAGAUAAGGCAUUAUAAAAUUGAAGAGAGAGGCACCCUCAGAAAUGUGCAGAAUAAUGAAUGGCCCAAACACUAUGAAAAGUACCUCGCAGAUGUAAACUGCCCAUUCAAGGCUGAAGAAAGACAGGAAAACCUUGACUGGCUUCUGGGCUUGGCAGUGAGACUUGAAUAUGCUGAUAAUGUGGAUAAAUACAAGAAUUGUACAGCAGACAAUGUAAAGAAUGAUGCCACGAAAGGCACAGAUCCACUUAUCAACUUGGAUGUGAACAACCCCGACUUUAAGGCUGGUGUGAUGGCAUUAGCUAACCUCUUGCAAAUCCAGCGGCAUGACGAUUACCUGAUAAUGUUGAAGGCAAUUCGAAUAUUGGUGCAAGAGAGAUUAAGCCCAGAAGCCAUUGCAAACGCAAACCGUGCAAAGGAGGGUUUUACUGUAAGCUUAGAAAAGCAUCUACUUGGCUUUGAUACGGGAGAUGCCACUUUGAAUGAAGCUGCAAGAGUUCUCCGACUGCUGCAUAUUGAGGAAUUACGAGACCUUCAGACCAGGAUUAAUGAAGCUAUUGUAGCUGUUCAAUCAAUUAUAGCAGAUCCCAAAACUGAUCACAGGCUUGGAAAAGUUGGAAGAUGAUCAAAAGCUGUAAAUUUGACAACUUUUCGAUACCGAUUUUGAAACUCUGUAGACAAUAUAGAUGCUGGACUCAUGUUUUGAAUCUGAGUAAACUGUUUACUAAAUAGAAUAAAUGCUAAAAUAUCGCAAA
This is a messenger RNA of Leucoraja erinaceus (little skate), 957 nucleotides long. It is a transcript of the gene rtraf, whose product is annotated as RNA transcription, translation and transport factor. Gene Ontology annotation, biological process: tRNA splicing, via endonucleolytic cleavage and ligation. The transcript has 8 exons. NCBI's taxonomy places the organism in Eukaryota, Metazoa, Chordata, Chondrichthyes, Rajiformes, Rajidae. The coding region runs from base 99 to 827 and encodes 242 amino acids. Gene Ontology annotation, molecular function: RNA binding. Gene Ontology annotation, cellular component: tRNA-splicing ligase complex. The record is from RefSeq and is a predicted model, not a curated record.